Molecule: messenger RNA, 1130 nt
Organism: Lolium rigidum
Lineage: Eukaryota; Viridiplantae; Streptophyta; Magnoliopsida; Poales; Poaceae
Product: nudix hydrolase 13, mitochondrial-like
Exons: 6
Coding region: 221-841 (206 amino acids)
Cellular component (GO): nucleus; cytoplasm
Molecular function (GO): pyrophosphatase activity
Source: RefSeq, a predicted model, not a curated record
GCCCCCGUUUUCUUGCCUCCCGUUCCUCUUUCCUUUCUUCCCUUCCGUUCAUCACCUGCAAAUUCUUGGUUUUUGUCUUCGAUCGUGGGUGGAGAUAAGAUCGCUGCGUCACUGCCACCCUCGCGUCGCGGGCAGAGCAGGAGCCUUUUUCUCCACCUUGUUAUUUCUCGUGUGUCCCCCUUGUUUUCUAUCACUUGCUGUUUAUAAUUAAGGUCCAGCAAUGUCGUCGUCGUCGCCGGACGAGGUGCUCGCCAGGAAGGGCCGCCUCAAGCAGCGCUACGACAACGAGUACCGCCUCGUCGCAGGGUGUGUCCCGUACAGGGUGAAGAAAGACGAGGGGAACCCUUGCAGCCUCGGCGAUGACCGGGGGCAGGUCGAGGUGCUCAUGAUUUCCACGCCCAAUCGCACUGACAUGGUCUUUCCAAAGGGUGGAUGGGAGGACGACGAGGAUGUCUACCAAGCGGCGUGCCGCGAGGCAAUGGAGGAGGCCGGCGUCAAGGGCAUCAUCGAUAGAACUACCUUGGGACAUUGGGUGUUCAAGAGCAAGAGCAGCCAGCAGAGCAGCAGCCCGAGGGGAGCCUGCAAAGGCUAUAUCUUCGCGAUGGAGGUCAUUGAGGAGCUCGAGUCAUGGCCUGAGCAGGCAACCCACGGCCGGCGAUGGGUUUCCCCUGGUGAAGGCUAUCAGUUGUGUCGGUAUGACUGGAUGCGCGAGGCACUCACCGCACUGCUGGAGCGAUUCUCGAUGAUCGAAGCGGUAGGGUCAGCGCAGGAACUGACUGAUCAAAACGGUGUGUACAUGAUGUUGCAGACGACAUCGGACGGCGCGGUUGCACUGUGCUGAGCAUGCCGCUGCUCAUUCUGCUGCUACAGCAGUUAACUGGUGAAUGCAGCUAGUUAGCUCUGUCACCCCUUUCAAGUGCAAUGCAAACAUGGCCAUCAGAAAAAAACAGAAACUCUGAUCCCUUGUUUAAAUCUUUCCGUUCUCUUUCUUGAACACGUAGUGGUUGUCCUUAGUGUUUGUAGUUGUUUCCAGCAACGGCUGCACGCCUGCACAUGUAUAUGAUCAUCUUAUGGCCUGAGAGAACUAAGUGCAGGCAAUUCCAGCUACAACAUGGUAUUGCUUAGCUUCA